GUGUGUUGUGGGCAGGUUAUUGUGCUGAAUGGACUCGCCCAUGAACCCUCUUAAGGCGGUCGGUCGGUCGGUCACCAUGGUGGUGGCUUACAACAGCAAGCCCGGACUGCAGACCAUCCGUCGCGUUUAGACGUUCAAACACUCUUUAUAAAUGCUGCCUGUGACCCUCCGCUGCUUUGCAAAUGGCUUAAAAUGGACAAUCACCCAACGCAUGGAUUGCACAUUGUUUUAAAAUGGAAAACUGAAGAAGAUAAAACAGCGAACAGGAGACAAACGGAAUGCCGAAAAAUGCACCCGUCUGCGUAAAACACAGACGUACCGCUGCAAAAACCUUUCAUUAACACAGAAUCCGCUGUCAAGUCCCAGCUGAAGUCUCAGCGGCUGGAGCAGGAAAAGCAGACUGUCUGGUUUUGUAAGACUGGGACGAGGGACAGUAAGAGAGUUGCUGGCUUAGGCUGUGGCCUGGGGACAGGCUCUCCUCUGCAGUUGCUGCUAUAUAAAAGCGUCUUUGAACCACUAAAAAGCCACUAGUGAUAUUCGUUUAGGAUUAUUUGACUUAACUGUUGUGCGAGAUUGUUUUGAAGACCAUGGCGUCCUAUGUGGAUAACAGUUUUCGGCAGGCGGUGAUGGUGAAUCCUUCAGACAGGACGCAACAGGACCUGGAGAUCGUUUAUUCCUACUUGCAUGGAAUGGAGGCGCUGUCCAAUCUUCGGGAGCACCAGCUGAGGAUAAUGUGUGAAACCGUCCGCUACGAAAGACAUGAAGCCAACGAAGUGCUCUAUUAUCCGGAUGACAUUGGCACGUGUUGGUACAUUCUGCUUUCUGGAUCGGUCUUCAUCAAAGAGUCCAUGUUCCUGCCACGCUCCAGUUUUGGGAAAAGGUCUGCUGGGAGUUUACGCCGUGGAUGCGAGUGCAUCGUUCUGGAGCCAUCCGAGAUGAUUGUGGUGGACUAUAUGGAUGAGAAUGAGGAGUAUUUCCAGCGGCAGGCAUCGCACCGACAGUCACGCCGAAGGUUUCGCAAGAUCAACCAGAAGGGCGAGCGACAGACCAUCAUCGACACCGUAGAGCCAUAUCCCACCGGCAAGCCGCCCGUUGCACGGGGAUACCAUACGGAAUGCGUUAAGGCUCAGCUGCCGGCAGACUUCAGCAGAUUGCACCUUGCAGACGGGAUUCACCCGCAGGUGACACACGUUUCCUCCAGCCACUCAGGAUGUAGCAUCACCAGUGAUUCUGGGAGCAGCAGCCUGUCGGACAUUUACCAGAUGCUUUUAUCCAAAUCAUCUUACUCAAGUGCAUUUAAGGCCACCGAGAGUGAGCCCUGCGACAUGGACCUCAGUGGCCUGCCCGAAACAGCCGUUGACUCCGAGGAGGAUGACGAUGAGGAAGAUAUCGAACGUGCCUCCGAUCCCCUCAUGAGUCGAGACAUUGUCCGAGACUGCCUGGAGAAAGACCCCAUGGACCGAACGGAUGAUGACAUAGAGCAACUGUUGGAGUUCAUGCACCAGCUACCGGCCUUUGCCAACAUGACCAUGUCUGUCAGGAGGGAGCUUUGUGCUGUCAUGGUGUUCGCUGUGGUGGAACGGGCCGGCACAGUCGUCCUUAAUGAUGGCGAAGAGCUGGACUCGUGGUCUGUGAUUCUGAACGGCUCAGUGGAGGUGACGCACCCAGAUGGCCGGACGGAAAUCCUGUGCAUGGGCAACAGCUUCGGUGUGUCCCCCACCAUGGAGAAAGAGUACAUGAAAGGGGUGAUGAAGACCAAGGUGGAUGACUGCCAGUUUGUUUGCAUAGCACAGCAAGAAUACUGCUGUAUCCUUAACCAAGUGGAGAAAAACAUGCAGAAGGUGGAAGAGGAGGGUGAGAUUGUGAUGGUGAAGGAACACCGUGAGCUAGACCGCACAGGCACCAGGAAAGGGCACAUUGUCAUCAAAGGCACACCAGAGCGUCUUACCAUGCACCUUGUAGAAGAGCACUCAGUGGUGGACCCCACCUACAUCGAGGACUUCCUGCUUACCUACCGCACCUUCCUGCCAAGCCCCAUGGUGGUAGGCAAGAAACUGUUGGAGUGGUUUCAUGACUCCAGCCUCAGGGACAAGGUUACACGGGUAGUCUUGCUGUGGGUGAACAAUCACUUCAACGACUUUGAGGGUGACUCUGCAAUGACUCAUUUUCUUGAGGAGUUUGAGUACAAUCUGGACAGAGAGAAAAUGUGUGGGCACCUAAGACUGUUAAACAUAGCAUGUGCUGCCAAAGCUAAGCUGCGGGUGGUGACCCUGACCAAACCCUCGAGGGAAGCACCCCUGUCUUUCACCCUGCUGGGGGGUUCAGAGAAGGGCUUUCGCAUUUUCAUUGACAGCGUGGAGCCAGGCAGCAAAGCUGCAGAGGCCGGCCUUAAACGAGGAGAUCAGUUACUAGAGGUCAAUGGACAAAACUUCGAAAAUGUGCCGUUAUCCAAAGCCAACGAGAUUCUCAAAAACAACACGCACCUGUCCAUUACUGUGAAAACCAAUCUCUUAGUGUUUAAGGAGCUACUGGCCAGGCCUGACCAGGACCAGGAGCUAGAACAGGAGGAGGAGCCAGACAGGAAGAACGGGGCACCUCACAUCCCCAAAAUUGGGGACAUUAAGAAAGCCAGCCGCUACUCCAUCCCUGACCUGGCUGUGGAUGUGGAGCAGGUCAUGGGCCUUGAGAAAGCUAGUAAGAAAGCCAAGGCCAACACCGUAGGUGGCAGAAACAAGCUGAAGAAGAUCUUUGACAAAACACUGACCAGUAUUCUUCCACCCAAACCUUACAAUGAUGUUGGUGUGGGACAGUCACAGGAUGACAGUAUUGUGGGGCUAAAGCAGUCAAAGCAGAUCCCUCCUGCCCUUCCUGUAAGUGGAAACCUUUCAUCAAGCAACCCUGACCUGCUGCAGUCACACCAUCGCAUACUCGACUUCAACAACCAGCCUGAAGCAGUCCCUAUAAACAUGUCAGACCAGGUAUUGAGAGUGUUCAAGGCAGACCAGCAAAGUCGGUACAUCAUGAUUGGGAAGGACACCACAGCAAAAGAAGUCGUAGCUCAGGCCAUCCGAGAGUUUGCCUUGACCGCUGCUCCUGAAGCAUAUUCGUUGUGUGAAGUGUCAGUCACUCCUGAGGGUGUCAUCAAGCAGCGGCGACUCCCAGAGCAACUCUCCAAACUGGCUGACAGGAUCCAGCUGAGUGGCAGGUACUACCUGAAAAGCAACAUGGAGACAGAGACACUGUGCUCGGAUGAAGAUGCCCAGGAACUGCUAAGGGAGAGCCAUAUUAGCCUGCUGCAGCUUAGCACGGUGGAAGUGGCGACCCAGCUGUCCAUGCGCGCAUUUGAGCUGUUCUGUGCCAUCGAGCCCACAGAGUAUAUUGAUGACCUGUUCAAGCUGAAAACUCGCCUAACCGGACCCCCCAGCCUCAAGCUCUUUGAGGAUGCUAUCAAUCGGGAGACCUUCUGGGUUGCCACAGAGGUGGUCCGUGAGCCCAACCAGCUCAAACGCAUGAAGAUCAUCAAGCACUUCAUAAAGAUCGCACUGCAUUGCCGCGAGUGCAAGAACUUCAACUCCAUGUUUGCCAUCAUCAGUGGUCUGAACUUGGCACCGGUGUCCAGACUGAGAGGCACAUGGGAGAAAUUGCCCAGCAAAUAUGAGAAGCUGUUUAGUGAUCUUCAAGAUCUAUUUGAUCCUUCCAGGAAUAUGGCAAAGUACCGGAAUCUUCUGAACAGCCAGAACCUGCAGCCACCCAUCAUCCCACUGUUCCCUGUAAUCAAGAAGGAUCUCACCUUCCUGCAUGAAGGAAAUGACUCGAAGGUGGACGGUUUGGUGAACUUUGAGAAACUGCGGAUGAUUGCUAAAGAGAUCAGACAUGUAGGCCGAAUGGCAGCUGUAAACAUGGACCCUGCUCUGAUGUUCAGAACCAGGAAGAAGAAAUGGAGGAGUUUAGGGUCACUCAGCCAGGGGAGUGCCAAUGCGGCCGUCCUGGAUGUAACCCAGACGGGCGGGCACAAGAAGCGGGUCAGACGGAGUUCCUUCCUCAAUGCCAAGAAGCUGUAUGAGGAUGCACAGAUGGCACGCAAGGUCAAACAAUACCUGUCCAACCUCACCCUUGAAACGAAUGAGGAGAGCUUGCAGACACUCUCAAUUCAGUGUGAGCCUUCAGUCAACACAUUGCCGAAGAGUUCCGGGGACAGGAAAAGACCCGACACAUCGCCUGUAGUUGCACGGGCCGCCGCUCACCAGCGCCAGCAGCUUCAGAAAGCCAACCAGGGGCUUCAAGUGCCUGCCGUAGCCCUUUACCCAUCACGCAAGAAAGUGCCAGUCAAAGACUUGCCACCAUUUGGCACAAGCUCACCACAGUCUCUGAAGAAGAUACUGUCCCUUUCAGAGGAGGCAGGAGAGAGACACAGGAAACAGACAGAGGAUAAUGUGUCCAACAAUUCCUCACAACUGUCAUCUCCUCCUACUUCUCCUCACAGCUCACCUAAGAAAGGUUAUGGAAGAGCAGGUGACUACCUGUCGGACUCUGGCCACAGUGAGAUCUCCUCACGCUCCAGUCUGGUGAGCACCUCCUCCCUGGAUAUGGGACCAGAUGACCGCAGGCAUCGAUAUGGAGUAAUAGCUGGGGAGGCUCAUGGCAGUAGCCACCGGCUAGAACGCAGGGCUACUGCUGAUCCCGACCAGUACAGCUUGGGGUCCUACUCAUCAAUGCAGGACUGCCGGGGUCUGUAUGCGGGCGCCACUGUGCUGUCUUCCCCCAGUUCAGAGGAGCUUACCCAGGACCAAGGUGACCGGGUGUCUCUCGAUGCUGCUGAUUCUGGUCGUGGCAGCUGGACCUCAUGUUCCAGCGGCUCCCAUGACAACAUUCAGACCAUGCAGCAGGGGCGUAGCUGGGAGGCACUUGCAGAGGGUGCAGGGCUUUGGGGAAGCAGAGGAAGCUGGGCGUCUGCCUGCUCCUCUUCGUCCUCUGUGGCAUGUUGGGGUGAGGACUCUGAGGGAGACACAGGCACCAUCAAGCGGAGAGGAGGGAGGGAUGUGACCACAGACCCAGAGACCAGCAGCAUCACCUCCACUGGUUCAGAAGAGUCCAGACAGCAUAGUCGACGCCCCUCACCCAUCACUGCAGGCAACACCAAAGCUGUGAUCACACGGAAGGACGGUCGUUACCGGGAUCCUCCUCCCACACCGCCCGGCUACACGGCACUGAGUAUCACAGACGUAACUGAGGGUACGGCUCACUCGGGCAGGAGACCACCAGACUACACCACCGCCUUGCAGCGCUCCCGUCUUGUCACACAUUCCCCCGACUCCCACCACCCCCCAGCUGCGGGAAAACCCACCCAUUCGCUGGACCCCCGUGGCCGAGACGAGGAGGAGCCAGAGGAGGUGGAAGAGGAGGGUGAGUGCUUGUCUCCCAAACUCAGAGCUCAAAGGAGGAGAGGUCCACACACAGCAGUUCCCCCCAGGCCAUGAGUUACAUACACCACCCCAACAGGAAGAGGAUGAACAGGUGUCUGCUGUUUGAAAAGGGGGCGACACUGGCUGCACUGCUGCAUUAACUGAUGGCCCAUAUGGGGCAUUCACGGGUCCGACAGACAGACCAUCCAGUCUACAUUUUGACGGCACUGCCUCUCUCCCUCCUCAAUGAUGAAUUCAUCUCCCUGCCCUGCCUUAAUGCAUCAUGGGGGGUUUAACGCCCUGCAUGCUAAGAAAUACUGUGAAGAAAGAAGGUGUGCAAAAAAAUAACUUAUUUGGCACUUUGGAGAAUGGAAAAAUGUACUGAACUGAAACUCGAACGAAGCGCUUUAACAUUCAUACACACACACAAACACUCACACACACAAAAAACUACUGUUAACGGUUAUCUUUAAACAUUUCCUUCUGCUUAAAGGACACAUGCACGUUAGUAGUUCCCCUCAGCACUUUUUAACUGUUUUUAAGGGGUAAAAUGAUCCACACAAUCAACAUUUCAGCCACUGGAUUCUGGACAUGCAGUUUGGGUGCCACAGAAGGCUUGACUAUAACUUAACUCCACUCCUUUUCCCUUCAGUCCUCACGAAAACACGCAUAUCUGUGUGGUUCAAUAUAGCAGUAUUAUAUUUGCAGGAGCACCACUUGAAGGACAUCUCUUCUGCUGGAUGACUACAAAUGGAGUUCACUUUGACUCCUGACAUACGUAGCACACCGAUUUAAUACGGAAGGCGCUUUGUGAGAGGAAAUGAUGCUAAGUGAAGCCUUAGUGAGUGAUUUUAUUGUUUUUUUUUAAGCUGCAGUGGGUUUGAGAGCUGUAAGAAAACAUCAAGUUUGGUCAAAGGCCUCAUAAAAAAAACAUGAAAUUACAUAAAUUUACAUCUGUUGGUAAUCGAAGAGACAAAGUCCAUAAAAGUGAAUCAGUUCUGCUGCAAGAAGCUUUUAGUGAUGAAGAGGAAGUGUACAUGCUCAUCUUUGAUAUGACGCAGGUGGUUUUAUCAGUUCAGUGCCUCUCCAGCUUCAAAAGCAUUUGUUGUGGCACAACUUCAAGCCCUCUAUUGGUUAAAGUGAGAACUGCAGGCGACUCAAGCAAAUGGGGACGUUUUAUUCGGGUGCUACUUUCUUCCUCUCAUUCUGUGAAACUAUUAAGGCGGUGUGUGAAAGAUGGUGGCUUCUGUGUUAUUUUUUCUUUACGGUGGAUCAAGUCAUGCAUGUUUCUCCUGAAGCGGGCCUUGAACUAACUACCACUGCUGCACAACAGCUUUCACAAUCAUUCACAGGAACUGAACUGAUAUGUGCUUUUACACAAACCCACCCGGAGUCCACCAGUCAGAGCAGAACUGAACCGAUGGGAGCACGUCACUUUUAUUCUUUCAUUUUAAUCACUGGGUUAAGCUGAUCACAUUGAUCAGUAUAGUUAGAAACGAUAGACUGAAGAAGAAAAAAGUUUGCAGUGUUUUCCACUGUACCCUGUAACAUCACUACUUCAAUGUUGCUUUCUCUAGUUGCUUUGUUUGUUUGUUCGUUCGUUUGUUUGUUCGUUUGUAGGUUUUUGGCUCCCACACAACUUUUUUUUUUUUUUUUUUUUUUUUUUGUAAUGGUUGCGGAUACAGUUGUUCACCUUCACGUUCACGUUUUGGCAAGCCAAAAUAAGUCACUUGUUUUUCAAAAUAAGUUGCACAAAUUGUAGAAGCAUAAAUACAACAAGGUAAAUAGUAGUAGGUAGCUGUUCUGCUACUCUGUUCGAUAUGUGAUGUUUAGUGAGACGUGUACAUUUAGCUGGUGAAUAUUAUCUCUUUUUUGACUACUUUUACCUGUACGUCUUUUACAAAGACAAUUGGUGGAGUAUGUAUUUGUUGUUUUGUUUUUUUGCCUUUCUUUUUUUUUUUUUUGUAUUUUUAAUACAAUAAUUGUAAAUAUUGGUUAUAUUUUUGUUGAAUUGUAGAAAUGUAUGAUGUUUAUGCCUCAACAUCCAGUUUAUAUGAAGCUGGUAAUCAAUAAAUUCGACAAAAAUCAAUCAA
This is a messenger RNA of Carassius auratus (goldfish), 7495 nucleotides long. RefSeq names its product rap guanine nucleotide exchange factor 2-like. Gene Ontology annotation, molecular function: guanyl-nucleotide exchange factor activity; protein binding. The record is from RefSeq and is a predicted model, not a curated record. Gene Ontology annotation, biological process: small GTPase-mediated signal transduction. NCBI's taxonomy places the organism in Eukaryota, Metazoa, Chordata, Actinopteri, Cypriniformes, Cyprinidae. The coding region runs from base 588 to 5477 and encodes 1629 amino acids. The transcript has 32 exons.